Xenopus laevis (African clawed frog) is the source of this 2195-nucleotide messenger RNA. It is a transcript of the gene gal3st4.4.S, whose product is annotated as galactose-3-O-sulfotransferase 4, gene 4 S homeolog. The record is from RefSeq and is a predicted model, not a curated record. Bases 421 to 1740 code for a protein of 439 amino acids. NCBI's taxonomy places the organism in Eukaryota, Metazoa, Chordata, Amphibia, Anura, Pipidae. The transcript has 3 exons.
AGACUCAUAGCUUUGGCUUGGAACUCAUCCCAAGUUGAUCGGUGCAUAAACUGCCCAAAUGGGAUAUCCUCCAAUAGCCUUACAGAACAGGUCCCAGUGUUAAACACAGUAUAAUGGGAAAACAUUGGAAAAUCCUUGAAGCUGAUCCAAUCUUGGCCAAACCACAGGUUGUAUGUAGGACAGGAGUUACUUUAGGUAAAGCUUUGUCACCAGUUAUGUUGCCAGAGACGUCAACUCUUGGGAACUGGAUGGAAUUUGUAGGCAGUUAUAAAUGUGGGGCAUGAAUUUGUGAAAAGAAUGUCAUUUUUUAAAAAAGUUUCAAAAGGAAUUAAUGAGAACAGCCACGAAGAAAAUAAAUAAGUGCGGGGCAUACGUAACCUGUUGUACAACUACAUCAUUUGCUCCUAUUGGUGCCUUACUAUGGGUCAUGGCUUUGUUAGAAGGCCAGUGUAUAUGUGGAACAUGAUAUUUUGGGUGCUUAACAACCUCACAUUCGUGCACUCUCAUCUUCUUUCCAGAACCAUGAGGUUUCUUCAUAUCUCUCCAAUCUACUGGAAAAGACUAUUAGUCAUUUUUGCCUUUGGUUUAAUGACUCAGUUGCUGGGCAGACAUAGGCAGAAAAGCCCCUCCCAGGCCUUCACUGCAGAGCACCCCCUCUUUUCACCCUCAACACAAACGUGUCAGCCAAAAUCUCACAUAGUGUUCCUGAAGACCCACAAGACUGCCGGAAGCACCGUACUGAAUAUGCUAAACCGUUAUGGGGACAGGAAUUCACUAACAUUUGCUCUACCCCAGAAGCAUCAGUUCAACUACCCCAGUCUGUUCAACGCCAACAUGGUGAGAGGAUACGAUGAACUCAACAAGCCAACGUAUGAUAUCUUGUGCCAUCACAUGCGCUUCAAUCUCCCAGAGAUCAGAAAGCUCAUGCCUUCAGACUCCUUCUACUUCACAAUUCUAAGGGAACCAGCGACCUUGGCAGAGUCUUCUUUCUCUUAUUAUCACUCAGUGUCACGUGUCUUUAAGAGAGCCCCCAACUUAACAGAGUUUAUAGCUCACCCUUUAUACUUCUACAAACCAGGGGAGAAAGGAAACCAACAUGCACGCAACUUUCAGUGGUUUGACCUGGGACUGGACCCUGACACUCCAUUCAAUGAAUCUCUGGCCAGAGCAGAAGUCAGGGAGAUAGAUAGGGUUUUCCACCUGGUCCUACUCUCCGAGUACUUUGAUGAAUCGAUGGUCCUUCUGAAGGAGGAACUUUGCUGGGAUCUUGAUGACGUGGUGAACUUUAAGCUGAAUAGCCGUGAGUCUUCUACACCACUGAAAGAAAAAGAGAAAGAGAUGUUAUGGGCUUGGAAUGCACUAGACUUGUAUCUUUAUGUCUACUUCAACCGUACCUUCUGGGAGAAAGUAGAGAGAUUUGGGAGAGAAAGGAUGUACAUUGAAGUUAGGAGGUUGAGAGAAAGAAGACAACAGCUAGCUGAGAUAUGCCUAGAAGACUUGGAUCCUGUAAGAGGGAAUGAAAUAAAAGAAAACGGCAUUAAGCCAUUUCAGUUUGGGCAGGAGAAGAUCAUGGGGUGGGUGGUGAAAAUGGAUCUUGAGCCCAACACUCGGGCAUGGUGUGUUCAAAUGAUAACUCCUGAACUGCGCUACAAGAACAUUUUGGAUGCAAAGCAGUUUCCUGGAAGUGUAAGAAAUGGGUCUAAGCCAACAGGGACUUCAGCGAAACUCCUUCGGCCCUAGAACUUUUUUGGAACUUUGCAAUUGAGGUGGAUUUUAGGAAUGUUGAUGUGAUUAUUGUUGGGCUUAUGGAACAUCAGACCCAUAAGACUUAUACAAGGAUGGUUUAUUUCAAGGCUACUUUCCUCCAAGCUGCACUCCUUUCACAUAAAUGUGACCCACCUUUAGUAAAGUGGAGAUUGCGGGAGAGACUGAGGCUUGAUCCCAUUACUGCCCUCAGAUGUCAUUAUCAGUGCCCAGGUGGCAACUCUAUGUGCAAGUGGAAAACAAAAGAGACGUUAAGCCUAUUGAUGUAACUCAUCAUUCACUAGAGGGUGUGUAUGAGGUACCUGAUGGCCACUAAGCUCCAUGAAUCCAUAUUGGGGGCAAGACAAUGCUAUUGAGUUAAUUUAACUUUUUAAAGAAUUUUUAACAAACUUAAAGGGAUUGUUCACUUUUAAAUUAACUGUUAGUAUGAU